Oikopleura dioica is the source of this 1380-nucleotide messenger RNA. NCBI's taxonomy places the organism in Eukaryota, Metazoa, Chordata, Appendicularia, Copelata, Oikopleuridae. The record is from the annotation of a GenBank genome assembly.
AUGAUCGUUCUGGACUCCGCGGAGCCUGACCGCUUCUGUUUCAUCGAACGAAUCAAAGCAUCAGUUAUCUUCCUCGACGAAACCUCCCUCCGAUCCGACAUCGUCCUCAACCACGGUGUCAACGACGUCAUCUGCUUCGGUGCAAGCGAGUUCAAACUCAUUUCUGAGAAGAAAAUCACCAAAUUUGAAGCUGAAUCUGAAUCUGACGAAGAAGCGAAAAACAAAAUUGAAAAAUUUAUCGAUGAGAAUAUUUCUUUCAAGGACAUUGGUUUUUAUACAACGACUUCGGGAAGCACUGGUGUUCCGAAGAUUAUCAAAGUGAGGAAUUCGACCAACUAUGCUAGCUUAAAAUGGGCAACAAACCCAAAGGGGCCAGAGGAUGUGCCAAAGCUCGCUGAAAAAUUCGGCGCUGAUCUUCCCAACAUCAUGGCUCACAUCAACAACGUCGCUGCUUUUGUCAAUUUCGUCGGCCACAUCAUGGUUCUCUUCCUUGGCCUGCUGAUGGAAGGCCCUCAUUUACGAAGAAAUCUUCUCCUCUGCGAUCAAAAUGAUCUCAAAUCUUCCCUCGCCGCUAUUGCCGCUGAAAAAUGCGGAGGAGUUUGGGGAUACACGCCGAAAAUAAUACGAAUUUCGGAGUCUCAGGAAUUGAAAGAAAUUGCGCUUCCUUCUGUCUCUCUUUUCAUCGCGGGUGGGGCGAAAAUGACAGCGGAACAUAUGCGCAGAAUCACGGCGAAUUUCGCCGCGGCCCAGAAUGGCCGAAAAUGUCAUGUUUUGAAGAUUUAUGGGUCGACUGAAAUGGGAUCACAACUUUUCCGAACUGGACUCUUAGAAACCGAUGAAUUCGCGGAAAAAACCGAUGGGAUUUUCUGUAGCAAUAAAGGUUAUCAAUGCGAGGUUCGCGAUUCGGACGGGAAGGUUCUUCCUCCUGGGGAAGUUGGGCAGAUUUUUGUAAAAUCUCCGGACUUGAUGAUUGGAUAUCUCGGCUUUCCGAAUCAGGGAGAAUGGUACGCGAUGGGAGAUGAAGGAUAUCUUACUGAAGAAAAUCGGGUGGUCGUCCUUGGCCGUCUGUCGGACCAAAUAACACUCGUCAACACUAAGAAAUCAAACGCUCUUGAGCUUGAAGAUCGAAUGUACAAAGCAGGCGAAUUCGUCAAAUCCGUCGUUGUACUUUCAAAACGGAACAACAACGCUUAUGACGACAUCUACUAUCUGGUCUACUGCGAUGAAACUGACGAUGAGAAAGUCAAAGAGCAUGUCAAGAAUGAUAUUCUCCUUCUUACCAAAGAGCAACCAACGGUCAUUUUUGUCCGUGAACCGUUUGAAGUGCUGGUUAAUGGAAAAAUUGACAAAAAAUCACUUGCGGCAAAAUAUAUUCAAUAA